AUCGAGCACCGAUAACUAGCUGCGCAUGCAGCCCUGAGCAUAGCUGUCACAGACGCACGAACUGUCAGUGGGUUGCCUUCGGCUUCUUUAUACGUGUCGUACUACGUACUUUCACAUUCAUUUUGUUAUUUUCGCUCUGAACGCAGUGCAACUACGUUAUAAACGCAUAAAAUGGCUCCACCACAGAGAAUGCGCGUCGCUAACGAAAAGGCCAGCAAAUAUGUGUUGAUGCGUGGCAAUGUACCCAAAUCUUCGAAAGCGAAAGAAGGACAAUACCCUGUGGGACCCUGGCUCUUGGCACUGUUUAUAUUUGUCGUCUGCGGAUCAGCGAUUUUCCAGAUCAUACAGUCGAUUCGGGCUGCGUAAACCUGAACAAACACAAAAUUUAAUGAUAUAUCCCUAAGCUCAGCAUACUAACACACACACACACAACAGCUUUGACGUCUUCUCUCAAGAACCCUUCGUAACUAAAAUAUCCCGGCAUUAUGUGCAACGUCCGCAGAGAUUGAACUCCACGACAACUUGGCUUUUUAGUUUACCGAAUUUUAUGCAAUACGUGUUUCUAUACACAUGCAAAAUUUAAGUCCAUACUGUGUAAUUUUUAUUAAUAAUUAAGCUUAUGAUCCGAA
Molecule: messenger RNA, 629 nt
Organism: Drosophila montana
Lineage: Eukaryota; Metazoa; Arthropoda; Insecta; Diptera; Drosophilidae
Product: stress-associated endoplasmic reticulum protein 2
Exons: 3
Coding region: 172-366 (64 amino acids)
Biological process (GO): endoplasmic reticulum unfolded protein response
Cellular component (GO): endoplasmic reticulum
Source: RefSeq, a predicted model, not a curated record